Messenger RNA from Arachis stenosperma, 1286 nucleotides. RefSeq names its product succinate--CoA ligase [ADP-forming] subunit alpha-2, mitochondrial. Gene Ontology annotation, molecular function: succinate-CoA ligase (GDP-forming) activity; succinate-CoA ligase (ADP-forming) activity. Gene Ontology annotation, biological process: tricarboxylic acid cycle. The coding region runs from base 143 to 1129 and encodes 328 amino acids. The record is from RefSeq and is a predicted model, not a curated record. The transcript has 7 exons. Gene Ontology annotation, cellular component: mitochondrion; succinate-CoA ligase complex (ADP-forming). NCBI's taxonomy places the organism in Eukaryota, Viridiplantae, Streptophyta, Magnoliopsida, Fabales, Fabaceae.
AAUUGCGCUUGCCCUAAGGAAAGCAAAUUAGACAAGUGAACAUCAGUUGCAGAAAAGCGAGCAUAGAAGAAAACUUCACUGCAUUCAAAGUUUCAAACUCAACACAGAUCUGAGACAGAGACAGUGAACAAGGACGAACAAGAUGGGUCGCCAAGCGUUAACCAAGCUGAUCGCCACCUUCGCCUCCCGCCGCGGCCACUCCAUCCGCCACUUCACGGCGAGUCCCACUCCCUCCCCCGCCGUCUUUGUUGACAAGACCACCCGCGUCAUUUGCCAAGGCAUUACCGGCAAGAACGGCACCUUCCACACCGAGCAAGCUAUCGAAUACGGCACCAAAAUGGUGGGUGGUGUGACACCAAAGAAGGGUGGUACGGAGCAUUUGGGUCUACCUGUGUUCAACACUGUUGCGGAGGCGAAGGCUGAGACGAAGGCCAAUGCUUCAGUCAUCUAUGUUCCUCCACCUUUUGCCGCGGCAGCAAUUAUGGAAGCCAUGGAGGCUGAAUUGGAUCUUGUUGUUUGCAUCACUGAAGGCAUUCCCCAGCAUGAUAUGGUAAAAGUUAAAGCUGCUCUUAACCAGCAGUCCAAAACUCGUUUGAUAGGACCAAACUGCCCUGGUAUCAUCAAGCCUGGGGAAUGCAAAAUCGGAAUCAUGCCUGGUUACAUUCAUAAACCUGGCCGUAUUGGAAUUGUAUCUCGUUCUGGUACCUUGACAUAUGAAGCGGUUUUCCAAACGACUGCUGUUGGCCUUGGACAAUCCACUUGUGUCGGUAUUGGAGGAGAUCCCUUUAAUGGAACAAACUUUGUUGAUUGCCUUGAGAAAUUCAUUGCAGACCCUCAGACAGAAGGUAUCAUUCUUAUUGGAGAGAUUGGAGGAACUGCAGAAGAGGAUGCUGCUGCAUUAAUCAAGGCAAGUGGUACCGAGAAGCCUGUUGUUGCAUUUAUUGCUGGAUUAACUGCUCCCCCCGGCCGUCGUAUGGGCCAUGCUGGAGCUAUUGUCUCGGGCGGCAAGGGCACCGCACAAGACAAAAUCAAAACCUUGAGGGAAGCUGGCGUCACCGUUGUGGAGUCCCCUGCCAAAAUUGGAGUCGCUAUGCUAGAUGUUUUCAAGCAGAGGGGUUUGGUGCAAUAGUUUGGGUUCAUUUGACUUUUAAUCAAACCAUAUUGGUUUUUGUUGUCUAUAACACAAUCGGAAAACUUGAUCCCCAUUGAUAGCAAUGGGACUUUUUCCUUUUUCCCCCAAAGAAAGGCUGAGAGGUGCAUUAAAAUAAAAAAAAGUUAAAAAGUCA